GACGAUCACGAUGAUUUGGUGUUCUCGCAGCUUGCGGAGGCGUACGGUGUUCCCGUUGAUGCCGCAGAGAAGGCCAUCCUGCAAAGGCGGGAAGCUGUCUCAACCUUCUACGAACCCGAAGGCCCAGCGGCACUGACAUGGUUCUACCAAACCCCGACUGGAAAGCCUGUGGCCUCCCCACCCCAGCUCUUCCUUGGCAACCCCCAGGCGGAGUCGCUGGCCAACAAGGCGGUGUACUUUGUGCGGAUCAACACCAAGGGGGUGAGCGCUGAGUCAUGCGAGGCGGACAUCGCCGUUGGAGAGGUGCCCAUGGGUGCUCUGGAGUCUCUGAGAGCGCUCAUGUCUGAGCUGUACCUGCCUGUGCUGAGGGAGGGCGGCAGCUGGGGACGCAGCAGUGACAAACAGACCCACACCUUCCUCAAGAUGGCAACGCAGCUAACCAGUACGCUCACAGAGGCGGUGGCUACAAUGGCGGCUAGUGUGGACUUGAAGGAGCCAGAUCAGGCGCUGCUGGAAGGCCUAGACACCAAACCGGCCUCUCUGGGCCGGGCCGCGGCCGAUGACUCACUUGUCGCCCACGUCGCGGACGUGCUGAUGUCAUGGUGCGCCAGCGUGGACGAGGCGCUGACUCAGCAGCAGACCGCCCAGCACGAGGGUUCGCAGGCGGGGCCGCGCGCCGAGUUGGAGCAGUGGCGGUCGCGGCUGGCGGCGCUGACUCAGCUUACGGAACGGCUGAGGAGCCGCGAGUGUCGCUUAGCCAUCGGCAUCGCCGGCGCGGCCCGGUGCAAAGCGCACAAAGCGUGGCGCGACGCCGAAGCCAAGCUGACAGACGCGGUGAACGAGGCCCGGGACAAUCUGAAAUACCUUCGAGCCCUGGACGCCAGCUGGGAGCCGAUUUAUCAGCAGUCCAGCCUUGCAGCCGUCCACAAUUGCCUGCCAGCUGUGCUCGCCAACAUCUACACCAUGCACACAAUCUCACGGUAUUAUGCGCUGCCGGAGCGUCUGACGGCUUUCCUGCAGAGCGUGACUCAGCAGCUGAUCGACUGCUGUCGCGGCUUCCUGGGAGCCGCCGGGAAGCUGUGGGAUCAGGACAAGACAGCGCUCAUCGCCAAGCUCGGCGCCGCCGUCGGCCUGAGAGACGCCUACCUGGACGCCUACAGGUUGACUAAAAUCCUGACUAAUUUAUUCCAGACAUGGCCGUUAUUCUGGUUCGAGGCGAAUGAGGCCGCAGUGUUUGGACAGAUGGACCUGUUUGCCAAGCGCUGCCGCAAGCUCAUAGAGCUUUUCACCAUCAUCCACCAGUUCUCUGAGCUGGCCAAGCACACGCACAUAGAGGGUCUGCAGGCAAUAAUGCGGCGCUUCGGUGAGAUAGUGGAGGAGGUACGCCGCAAGCCGUACGACCUCCUGGAUGCGCAGAAGAACAUCUUCGACCGAGACUUCCUCGAAUUCAACGUCCACAUCAACGACCUCGAAAUCGCCCUCAGCACCAGCAGUGUCCUGCAGGGCUUUGUGCAUGCGUCGUUUGAGGGCAUAAAGAGCACGGAAGCUGCGCUGCGGCUGCUGCGGCAGUUCAGGAGCGUGCUGCAGCGCGACUCCCUGAAGGCUGACCUGGACGCCAUGUACUCGGUGAUAUUUCAGCGUUUUGCAAAAGACUUGGAGGCGGUACAGGGCAUGUAUGAGAGGGGCAAGCGGCGGCCGAUGCUUCCGAGGGGAACUCCUCCGGUGACCGGGCACAUCCUGUGGGCGCGUCAGCUCCUGCGCCGCAUCGAGCCCCCCAUGGCCCAGUUUGCCAGGAACAAGGAACUCAUGGCCGCCAAAGAGAGCAGGCCCAUCAUCCAACUCUACAACAGGGUUGCUCGCGCGUUGGUGGAGUAUGAGAUUGUGUGGCAUGCCAGCUGGCUCAAGGGGGUUGAUUCAGCGCUGGGCGGCCUCUCAUGCACCCUCAUCUGCCAGGACCCCAGCUCAGGGAGGCACCACGUGAAUUUCCAGAGGUCUUUGUUGGAGUUGAUCCGCGAGGCGCGUUCUCUCGGACGGCUGGGCAUAGAAGUGCCCGAAGCUGCACGGCUGGCGCUGACCCAGGAGCACAAGUUCCGGGCGUACUACGACCGGCUUUGUCACCUUUUGCUGGAGCAUGAGAGGGUUGUGAGCAGCGUUCCUGCCGCUGCGCUGCCGCUGCUUGAACCUCAGUUGGCAGCGAUGGAGGCUCGCCUCAGGCCGGGUGCCACAGUGCUGACGUGGGCGAGCAUGAACAUCGACGGCUACCUCCACUUUGCGCACCAGGGGUUGUCGCAGCUGGAAGGACUGGUGACCAAGGUGGCGGACGUGCUUCACAGUCGAGCAGACAGCAAUCUGCGCGCGGUGCAAGCAACCCGCCUAGUGGACCUACCCCCCGAGCGGACAUUCGCCGCCGAUGAAUUCGCCUCGCACCAAAGCGGCUUCACCAAACGCCAGACCGAGCGCCUCUCCAUAAGGAACAAGGAGGUUGAGAGGAGCGUGGAUGAGGUGAUCCGACUGGCGGAGCACAGCCCCUGCGGCGACGCGGAGGGAGUCAUUUUGCCUGACAGCGCCAAGGGGGCGUUCCGGCAACACUACUCCCAACGCAUGCACCAGGCUGUCCUGGCAACGACGGGAGACAGCCUGCGCGCAUUGCAGCGGCGAGUCAGCGGUCCGGUCUGCAACGGCGUUCCUGCUGCGCUGUUCCAGGUGGCGGUUGAGCUGAGCGUGCCCAGCGUGGGGCUCAGCCCAUCACCUGCCGCCAUCCAGGCCUCCAUAGACACCGCAGCACAACAGGUGCUGCACUGCUCGAAGGCCCUGAGGGUGUGGGCGGGGGGGCAGCAAGCGGCUGAGUCCUAUGGUGACCUCAUCUCCCGCGAUGCUGACAUCACCCAGGUGGUGCAAGCAUUGGCUGGUGCGGUUGAGGCAAGCACGGCGGGAGUGGCUGCGUUUCUGGGCGGCUUUGACAGCUUCUCCUUCCUGUGGCAGCGGGACAUCGCCACCGAGCACGCCAAAUUCCUCACCAGCAACCCCAAGCUAGAGGAUUUCGAGGGUGAGCUGAAGAAAUACCUGGCGGUAGAAAGAGCGGUGGCAGAGGCAUCGCCCUCGUACAGAGCGGGCACCUUGAUGCUGGACACCUCACCGCUGCGCGCCAGCCUCAAGUCGGAAGUUGCCGCCUGGAAAGCCGCAUUCGCCAGGAACCUGCACCGAAAGGGUGCUGAAGAUCUGCGGGUGUUUGAGGCGUACCUGCGAGAAACGAGUGCCAAGCUGAGUGACAAAGUGGCAGAUCUGGAAGAUGUGCGCAGUGUCAUGCUCACCAUCAAAGAGGUAAACGAGCGGGAGGUGGACAUCGAUGCCCACAUUGCACCCAUUGAGGACAUGUACGCGCUGUUGGCUCGCUACGAGGUGAAGCUGCCGGCGGAGGAGUUGGAUUCGGUGAGUGAUCUGCGGCAGGGAUGGAAGCGUCUGCGACGGCGUGCCAAGGACGCCGGCGAGGAGCUGCACCGCCUGCAGCAGGCGGGCUUUCAGAAGAAGCUGGCGGCGGACGUGGGCAGCUUCGUGGCAGAUGCGCGCAGCUUCCGCAUAGAGUGGGAAGCGAACGGACCCAUGCUCCCUGGCCUAGACCCCAUGGAGGCCGUGGACCGAUUGAAGAAAUUCCAGCAGCCGUUCGAGAUGCGCAAGCGCAAGUGGGACAGCCUGGCGAGCGGCGAGGAGCUCUUUGGCCUGCCCGUAACUCUGUAUCCGGGCCUCGAGAACACCGAGCGCGAACUCUCCAUGCUCAACCGCCUCUACUUGCUGUACGUUACGGUCAUCACCACGAUCCGCGGGUUCGGGGAACUCCUCUGGACGGACGUGGUCGCCCAAAUGGACACCAUGAAUGACACCGUGCUCGCAUUCCAAGCGCAGGCCAAGAAGCUGCCAAAGGCCGCGCUGCGGGAAUGGCAGGCGUUCAAUGACUGCAAGCGGACGAUCGAUGACUUCCUGGAGCAGCUUCCGCUGUUCAAGGCGCUCGCCAGCCGAGCUAUGCGCCCGCGGCACUGGCAGGAGAUAAUGCGCGCCACCGGCACGGAGCUGGACUUAUCCGAGGACGUCUUCAAGCUCGGCCAUCUGCUGGGCGCCAACAUUCUGGCAAGGAGGGACGCCGUCGAAGACCUGGCCUCCGCCGCGCUGAAAGAGGAAGCCAUCGAGGCCAAGCUGGCGGCCAUCGCUCUCGACUGGGGUGACAUGGCGCUCACUUUCCAGGAGUACAAGUCCAGAGGCGCCGUCGUGCUCAAGCCGAGCGAGACGGCGGAGCUGGUGGAGAAGUUGGAGGAUGCGCAGAUGGCGCUCGGUUCCAUGGCGACCAACAGAUUUGCGGUGCCCUUCCGGGAACAGGUCACCACCUGGCUCGGAAAGCUCGGCCUUAUAGAGCAGUGGCUGGCGGUUCAGAACCUGUGGAUGUACGUUGAAGCCGUCUUCUCAGGCGGAGACAUUGUCAAGCAGCUGCCGCUCGAGGCCAAGCGUUUCCAAAACAUCGACAAGUCCUUCAUGAAGGCUCGAUUCCUGCUUGAGACACAAAACGUGUUGGCUGUCUGCGUGAGCUCGGACAUGCUGCGUUCCCUCCUGCCCACGCUACUGGAGCAGCUGGAGCUGUGCCAGAAAUCACUCAGCGCCUACCUGGAGACCAAGCGGGCGGAGUUCCCUCGUUUCUAUUUCGUCAGCGACCCCACUCUGCUCGAGAUAUUGUCCCUUGGCAGUGACCCGCCAUCUGUCGUGCCCCACUUCCAGUCUGGGCUGUUCGACUCGCUGUCCAACGUCACCUUUGACAAGGCUGACAAGGGUAGAAUUCUGGAGAUGUACAGUCAGCAGGGCGAGAAGGUGGAGCUGGAGCAACCAGUGGAGGCCAAGGGAAUGGUGGAGGGCUGGCUACAGCGGCUGGUGGACGGUAUGCAGGGAACGAUGAAGGCGAUAAUAAAACGCGCGCACAGAAAUGUCAUCGAGAUGAAACUCCAGGACUUCAUCUUCUCGCACCCGGCGCAGGUGGCGCUGCUGGGCCUGCAGUUCCAGUGGACCGCCGACACUCAGGCAAGUGCGGCGCUCGUGGCGGCCAAGACGGACAAGACAGCGAUGGUGAAAGCGGCGAGGAAGGCAGAUGGUCUUCUACGCGAGAUGGUUGCGAUAACUCUGAAGAGUGACCUGUCGCGCAUUCAGCGCACCAACCUCGAGACCUGCAUCACCGUCCACAUGCACCAGAAGGAAACCUCCGAGGACCUGGUUCGGAAGAAGGUGCGGGACCCGACGGACUUCGAGUGGCUGAAGCAGUGCCGAUUCUACUGGCGCGAUGAUCGCGACACAGUCAUCAUCUCAAUCUGCGACGUCGACUUCGAAUACUCCUUCGAAUACCUGGGUGUCAAGGAGCGCCUCGUCAUCACGCCGCUGACGGAUGUCUGUUACGUAACCCUCAGUCAGGCGCUCGGCAUAUGCCAGGUCUGGCAUUUCACGGGAAGUCAAGAGCUGAGUCAUGCCUGCACACUCGCACAGGAUCUGGGCAACACUCUGGGCAAGUACGUGGUGGUCUUCAACUGCUCCGACCAGAUGGACUACAAGGGCAUGGGGAAAAUAUACAAGGGGCUCGCGCAGAGCGGCCUCUGGGGCUGCUUCGACGAAUUCAACCGCAUAGACCUCUCUGUGCUCUCCGUCUGCGCGCAGCAGGCAAGAGUCUACUGCGUGUUGAGCGCCAUACGAGAGCGGAGAAAGCAGUUCACAUUCACGGAUGGCUCGUCGGUUUCGUUGGACCCUAGGGUAGGUUUCUUCAUCACCAUGAACCCGGGGUACGCGGGGCGUCAGGAGCUGCCGGAAAACCUAAAGGCGCUCUUCAGGGGCGUCACCAUGAUGGUCCCCAACCGCCAGAUCAUCAUGAAGGUGAAGCUGGCGGCGUGCGGCUACCAGGAGAACGAGGUGUUGGCGAAGAAGUUCCAUGUGCUGUACGGGCUGUGCGAGCAGCAGCUGUCCAAACAGCCCCACUACGACUUUGGGCUGCGCAACAUCCUCUCCGUGCUCCGAACCGCCGGGGCCUCCAAACGCGCCAACCCCGACAAGAGCGAGGUGUUUCUGAUGAUGCGCACGCUGCGCGACAUGAACAUGAGCAAGUUUGUGGCCGAGGACGUCCCGCUGUUCACCAGCCUCAUCGAAGAUCUUUUUCCCGCGCAGAAGGCCGACCGCGCCCAGUUUCCAGACAUCUCCGCCGCCCUCAAAAAGGUGGUGGCUGAGCGCGGCCUGCAGGCGCACCAAUCUUGGCUCAACAAGUGCAUCCAGCUUUAUGAAACCUACCUCGUUCGCCAUGGUAUCAUGCUCGUGGGGCCUUCCGGCUCCGGCAAGACUACCAUCAUGGAGUGCCUCGCUGCUGCGCUCACCGAGCUCGGGACCAAGACUGUGCUCUGGCGCAUGAACCCGAAGGCGCGCACACCCGCUGCAUGCUGCUGUUUUGUUGCGCAGGCGGUGACCGCGCCACAGAUGUUUGGGAGAAUGGACGCAGCAACCGGCGACUGGACCGACGGGAUCUUUGCAGUGCUGUGGCGGCGUGCGGCGAAAAAUAAGAAUCAAAACACCUGGAUUGUUCUGGACGGCCCGGUGGACGCCAUCUGGAUCGAGAACCUCAACACUGUGCUGACGCUGGCGAACGGCGACCGAAUUCUGAUGACGGGACAAAUGAAGGCCUUCUUCGAGCCCGAAAAUCUGAACAAUGCAUCCCCGGCCACGGUUUCUCGCGCUGGCAUCAUCUAUGUCUCAGACUCCGAGCUCGGCUGGCAGCCCAUUGUAGCCUCCUGGCUGCAGGCAAGCGCCCUGUUUAUGCUUGCAAUGUUGCUGCAGCCCUGCUUUGACCGCUACGUUGACCGAAUGCUGGACUUCAUCAGGACGAACUUGAAGCCGGUGAUGCACAACGAGGCGGCCUGCCAGGUCAGCACGCUGCUGACGCUGCUUGAGGGGUCCCUGGCGGCAGGGGAUCCCCCGGCAGAUCCCCCCUCCCCGGCAGCGGCCGCCGCGCAUGCGGAGCGCGUGUUUGUUUUCUGCCUCACCUGGAGCCUGGGUGGAUUACUACACGAGAGGGAUCGCCCGGCGUUCGAUGCCGAGCUGCGCAGGCUCGCCCCUGCAGACCUGAUGCCCCCCAAGGGGGAUGAAGGCGACACAAUGUACGAGUGGAUGGUGCGGGAAGACGGCGGCGGCUGGCGCCACUGGCGAGACCGGGUGCCCCAGUGGAUCUACCCUUCGGAGGCGGAGCGUCCGAAUUUUGCGCAGAUGCUCAUCCCCACGCUCGACUCUGUUCGCUACGAGCACCUUCUGCAUCUUGUCUACUCCGUCGGCAAGGCGUCUCUGCUUGUGGGCGGACCGGGCACAGCCAAAACUUCCAUUGUGAACCAGUUUCUGCUGCGCUUUCCUCCAGACGAGGCGACUUCCAAAACCAUGACCUUCUCUUCGCUCACAACCCCCGCCAUCUUCCAGACAGCCGUUGAGGGGUGUGUGGAGAAGAGGCAGGGGCGCACCUAUGGCCCGGUGGGCGGCAAAACGAUGGCCAUCUUUGUGGACGACCUGUCCAUGCCAGCUGUCAACGAGUGGGGAGACCAGGUGACUAAUGAGAUAGUGCGUCAGCUGCUGGAGCAGGGCGGCAUGUACUCGCUGGAGAAACCCAUCGGAGACAUGCGCUACAUCGUUGACACCCGGUUUGUGGCGGCUAUGAAUGUACCCGGGGGAGGAAAGAAUGACAUCCCCAACCGACUCAAGCGGCAGUUUGCAAUCUUUUAUGUGCCACCGCCGUCGCCAGUCGCAGUCAACACAAUUUUUGGAGCCCUCGUGCAGGCAAGCCCUGGCCGCUUCGACGCGUCUAGAUUCUCUACAGAUGUGGUUGACGUCGCUUCAAAACUGGUUCCUGCCACGCUGGCGCUGUGGGGAAAAGUGGCCGCCAAACUGCUGCCAACUCCAGCCAAGUUCCACUACUUGUUCAACAUGCGCGAAUUGUCCAAGGUGUUCCAAGGACUGCUAUUGGCGGAUCGCAGCCGCUUCGACCGGUCGGUGGCGGCCGCGGCCGGCAGUUUUGGCGGCGAUGUAACCACCCCUGCAGGAUAUUUAGCAGCCCUUUGGGUCCACGAAUGCGGCAGAGUCUUCGGCGACAAGAUGAUUACCAAGGAGGACGGCGCCUGGGUUGACAACGCCAUCCGAGACCUGGCCAAGCAGCACUUCCCGCCGGAAGUUGCCGCGCAGCUGAAGCGGCCACUGCACUUCGUGGACUUCCUUCGCGAGCCCGUUACGGACCCGGAGACCGGAGAAGUAAUCGACGCGCAUCCAUCCGUCUACGAGUCCGUAGUUGGCGGUCUGCCGGACAUCAGGAAGCGCGUGGAGGCGCUGCAGCGGCGGUUCAACGAGGAGAGCCGCGGGCAGAAGCUGGAGCUGGUUCUGUUCCAGGACGCGCUGACUCACCUCAUGCGCAUUAGUCGCCUGCUGGCCAUGGAGAGAGGGAACGUUCUGCUCGUCGGCGUCGGCGGCUCCGGGAAACAGUCACUCGCGCGCCUGGCCGCCUACAUCGCCGGCGCUUACUGUUUCCAAAUCACGCUGACCAAGACUUACAACGCCUCCAACUUGUUUGAAGACCUCAAGGCGCUCUACAAAAUCGCCGGAGUCAAGGGACAACCGGUCGCCUUCAUCUUCACGGAUGCCGAGGUCAAAGAGGAGGGUUUGCUGGAAUACAUAAACCAAUUACUAAUGACCGGUGAGGUGGCGGGCUUGCUUCCAAAGGAAGAGCUGGACGCCAUUUUGAACGACGUGCGGCCAGUCUUCAAACGCGAGUGCAUGGGCGUCCCGGACACGGCCGACAACUUGUACGCAUUCUUCCUGGGCCGAGUGCGAGACCGCCUGCAUGUCAUUCUCUGCUUCAGCCCGGUCGGCAACAAAUUCGCGCGCCGCGCACAACAGUUCCCGGGCCUCAUCAACGGGUGCACGAUCGAUUGGUUCCUGCCGUGGCCUGAAGAGGCGCUGACUGAGGUGGCGGGGAAAUACAUCGACGAAUUCCCCAUGUCCUGCCCAGACCCGGUGAAGGCGUCUCUCAAGAGCUUGAUGGGGUCGGUGCAUGUGGGAGUGACCGCCGCAUGCCAAGAGUACUACGAGCGAUUCAGGCACGCCUCGAAAUCUCAGCGGCAUGUGUAUGUGACCCCAAAAUCUUACAUGUCAUUCCUGGACGGAUUCCGGACGCUCUACGCCUCAAAGUUGGCUGAAACACGCGAACUUGCGGGUUCAAUAAACAACGGUCUCCAGAAAAUGGACGGCGCCAAAGUGGAUGUCAAUCGCAUGAAGGGUGAGCUGGCGGUGAAGAACCUCGAGCUGGCGGCGGCCAGCCAGGAAGCUGAGAAGCUGCUGCGUGACAUCAGCGACAGCACGGCCAUCGCAGAAAAGGAAAAGGCCAAAGUCGCAGUCAUUCUUGACCAAGUGUCAGCCACCGCAGCGGAAAUCGCAGCGGUGAAGGACGACGCAGAGAAGGACCUGGCUGCGGCAAAGCCAGCUCUGGACGCUGCUCUCUCUGCAUUGAACAGCAUCACUCCAAAGGACAUCGUUGCGUUGAAGGCGCUGAAGAAUCCGCCGGACAUCGUGAAGCGCAUCUUUGACUGCGUGCUGCUGCUGAGGUAUCUGCCGGUGCAGAAGGUUGCUUGGCAGGAGGUGAAGGGCAGCCAGGUGCUGGUGGGAAACUAUGACGAAGCAGUCAAGAUGAUGGGCGACACAGCGUUCUUGUCAUCGCUCAUCAACUUCCCCAAAGAGGCCAUCACCGACGAGACCGUUGAGCUGCUGCGGCCCUACUUCAGAGCGCCCGACUUCAACUUUGACUCGGCCAAAAAGGCAAGCGGCAACGUGGCGGGACUCUGCAACUGGGCAGAGGCCAUGUGCACAUACCAUGACGUGGCAAAGGUGGUCGAGCCAAAAAUCGUGGCGCUGCGUGGGGCAGAGAGUGAGUUGAAGGUUGCAACCAAGGAGAAGGACGAGGCUGUCGCUGAGCUGGCGAUCGUGCAGUCCAAGCUGGACGUCAUGCAGGCGGAGUUCGAUGCGGCGAUGGCGCAGAAACAAGCGCUGGAGGAGGAUGCAGCGGCCACAGAGCGGCGAAUGUGCGCGGCAAACGCUCUUCUAGGAGCGCUGGCAGGAGAGGAAGGGCGCUGGACCGAACAGUCCAAGGCCUUCGACGACCAGAUCCAACGCCUGACUGGCGACUGCGCGAUUGCGAGCAGUUUUGUGUCGUACCUCGGCCCGUUCAACCGCGAGUUCCGGGAGCUGUUACUAACGCGUGACCUGCUGGCCGGCUGCCGUAAACUCAACAUCCCAUUUACGAAGGACAUGAAGGUCUCCAGCUUUCUCGCUGAUGACGCUGAGGUUGGAGAGUGGACGCUGCAGGGCCUGCCGACGGACGAGCUGAGCGUGCAGAAUGGCAUUCUUGUGGCGCGCGCGUCUCGAUUCCCCGUGCUUAUAGACCCUCAGGGGCAGGGACGCGCUUGGCUGCUGCAGCGGGAAGCUUCCAAGGGGCUGCGCGUCAGUCACCUGCCCGACAAAAACUUCCGCGCCGACUGCCUGUCGAAUGGCAAGCCGCUGCUGAUAGAGAACAUAGAGGAGGAGCUGGACCCAAUUUUGGACCCCGUGCUCGAAAAGAGAUUCAUCCGCCAGGCACGCGGCCUGACGCUGCAGCUCAACGACAAAGAGGUGGAAUACAACGAGGGCUUCAGGCUGUAUUGUACCACGCGGCUGCCGCGGCCGCACUACACACCAGAAUUAUCCGCCAACGUGACACUUGUCAACUUUACUGUCACGCAAGCCGGCCUGGAAGACCAGCUGCUGGGCAAGCUCAUCCUCCAGGAGAAGCAGGAGCUUGAGGAGCAGCGGCUGGCGCUGAUGGAGGAGGUGCAGAGCUACCGGCGACGCAUCAAGCAGCUCGAGGACGACCUCCUCUUCAGGCUGUCCAACUCGCAGGCACGCUACCUCUGCCCUGCCAGAUGUCUUCUGCAAAUCUCAAAUGGCAACCUCCUGGACGACACCGAGCUCAUCGGCGUGCUGGCCGUCACCAAAGCCACGGCCGCGCAGGUAAACGCCAAGCUGGCAGGCGCGUCCGAAGCGCGCCGCCGCAUCGGCGAGGCUUGCGAAGAGUACCGGCCGGUGGCGCACCGCGCGCAGAUCAUUUAUUUUCUGAUCGCGCAAUUCUCCACCGUCAACUGCAUGUAUCAGACCUCGCUCGCGCAGUUCAAUCAGCUGUACGAGGUGGCCAUAGACACAGCCGAGCGCUCAGCCAUCUCCUCCAAGCGAAUCCACAACAUCAUAGACCAUCUCACCUAUGAGAUUUACCUCUACAUUCAGCGCGGCCUAUUCGAGCGCCACAAGAUCAUCUUUGCCCUGCUGCUCGCCAUCUCUGUGUUGACCUCCGCGGGCAAGAUAAAGCCGGAGGAGGUGGACAUCUUCCUGAAGGGCGGCGGCGCGCUCAAUAUCAACAGCGUCAAGAAGAAGCCCAAGGAGUGGAUUCCGGAUGCGGUGUGGCUGGGCGUUGUGGCGCUUGGAGACAUGGGCGCGUUCCGAGACAUUGUCGAGGCAGUCACUCGCGCCGAGGGGCAGUGGCGCCGAUGGUACGAUGCUGAAGCGCCGGAGAGGGCGCCCGUACCGGAGUACGGAGAUCGGCUUUCCAAAUUCGAGCGCAUGUGCAUCGUGCGGGCGUGGAGGGAGGAUCGCACUUUGGUGGCGGCUGCUGAUGUCAUCGCUGAUGCGCUGGGUCAGCGUUUCGUGGACAGCGUGCCGCUGAACAUGGAGCGGGCAUGGGCUGAGUCAUCGCCACGCGUGCCCCUCAUCUGCCUGCUCUCGCCAGGCGCGGACCCCACGAAGCUGAUAGAAGACCUGGCGAAGCGCAAGAAGAUCCGGACCAUGGGAGUAUCAAUGGGGCAGGGGCAGGAAAUAAUCGCACACAACCUCUUGACCGCCGCCCGCGCCGAUGGCCAGUGGCUUCUGCUGCAGAACGCGCACCUGGGGCUCGCCUACCUGUCAGAGCUGGAGGGCGUGCUUUCGAAGACGGAGGGAGUCCACGAGAACUUCAGGCUGUGGAUCACUGCGGAGCCUCACGCGGCGUUCCCUAUCGGCCUGCUCCAGAUGGGCAUCAAGCUUACUAAUGAGGCCCCCGUCGGCAUCCAAGCCGGCCUGCGCGCCUCCUACCAGUGGGUCAAUCAGGACAUUUUGGAUGCGGUCAACAGACACGAGUGGAGGCAGCUGCUCUUUGUGAUGACGUUCCUGCACAGCGUGGUCCAGGAGCGACGCAAAUUCGGCCCCAUCGGAUGGAAUGUGCCUUACGAGUUCAACCAGUCCGACCUCUCCGCAUGCGUCCAAUUCCUGCAGAAUCACCUGUUGGAGAUGGAGGCGAAGCGCGCGAGCGCACCCACUUGGGAGACGGUGCGAUACAUGGUGUCGGCCAUCCAGUACGGCGGCCGCAUCACCGACGAAUUCGACAAGCUCCUCAUGGACACCUACGCCGAGAAAUACUUCCAGCAGGCGCGCGGCGGUGCGCUGCUGCCAAACUACGUGCUACACAAGGACAUCAAGGAGGGGGUCUCAUACACCGUCCCCCAAGGGACGGAGAUUGAGAUAUACCGGAAGGCAAUUGAGGAGGUUCCCAGCCAAGACAACCCGGAGCUGUUUGGGCUGCACCCCAACGCAGACCUCACCUUCCGAACCCUCCAGGUGCAAGCGGCGGUGCAACUGGUGUUAGAGACGCGGCCGCAGGGCGGGUCGGCCGCGGGCGGCAGCAGCCGCGAAGACGCCAUCGACCGCCUCUGCGAAGACCUGCUCUCCAAGGCACCGGCGCAGUUUGAGCGGGAGGAGGUUCGGGAGAAGCUGCGGCGGCUGCCGGGAGGGCCGUCUCAGCCGCUGACGGUGCACCUGCGGCAGGAGAUCGACCGCAUCAACACCGUCAUCGGCCUGACCACCGCCACGCUGCGCAAUCUGCGCCUCGCAGUGGCAGGCACCAUAGCGCUGAGCGCGCAGCUUACAGAGUCCCUCGAGGCUCUUUACAACGCGCGAAUACCCCGAGACUGGCUUGCCAAAAGCUGGGAAGCUUCCACCCUCGGCAGCUGGUUUGCAGGAUUGCUCGCGCGCCACGACCAGCUGUCGCGUUGGCUCAACUCCGGCCGGCCCAAGGCCUACUGGCUCACCGGCUUCUUCAACCCCCAGGGAUUCCUGACGGCGGUGAAGCAGGAGGUGAACCGGCGCCACACGGGCGACAAGUGGGCGCUGGAUGACGUCGUGCUGACUAGCGAGGUGACUCACCCCGCCAGACUAGACGCCGACGCCAUCAAGGAGGCCCCCGCGGAGGGAGUCUUUGUGUACGGCCUCUACCUGGAUGGCUGCGCUUGGAGCGCGAAAGAAAAUUGGCUCAUCGAUGCGGAGCCGAAGAAACUCUUCAACCCGCUACCAGUUCUGUACGUCACCGGAGUGCAGGCAAAGGACAAGAAGAAGAGCGGUGUGUUUGAGGCGCCGGUGUACCGGGUCAAGAAACGCACGGGGCUCAAUUACAUAACCAGCUUCCCUCUGCGCACGGAUGAGCCCUCCUCCAAAUGGAUCCUGCGCGGAGUCGCGCUGCUGUGCUCCGUCGAUUGA
Coccomyxa subellipsoidea C-169 is the source of this 13626-nucleotide messenger RNA. RefSeq names its product gamma heavy chain subunit of outer-arm dynein. Lineage: Eukaryota; Viridiplantae; Chlorophyta; Trebouxiophyceae; Coccomyxaceae. Gene Ontology annotation, biological process: microtubule-based movement. Gene Ontology annotation, cellular component: dynein complex. The annotation marks the transcript as partial. The record is from RefSeq and is a predicted model, not a curated record. Gene Ontology annotation, molecular function: ATP binding; dynein light intermediate chain binding; dynein intermediate chain binding. The transcript is spliced from 92 exons.